AUGGCGAAACCUGAACUACAUGUCGCAGAGCCUACCGCCAAUGAUAACAUCGGAUACGAACAUAAGGAAAGGCAUGAUACCACAAUCAAGGAGAAUGAUGAGGAAACGACACCUGUCAAGCCUGAGCCUGGAGAGACUCUGAACGGGCAAGUCUUCUCAAUGAGGGAGUUCGACCCAGCUUUGGACGAGAAAAUGCGGCUGCUCAAUGAGGCAAUCGAAGAAAUCGGCUGGACGGGCUUCCACCUCCGAAUGUUCUUCCUUAGCGGGUUCGGCUACUUCGCAGACAGCCUGAUCCUCCUGCUCAUGUCGGUCACACUGGGGCCUGCCGUGAAGGAAUUCCAGCCCUCAUUUCCACGCGGUGUGCUCAUGGCCGCCUACGCAGGCAUGCUCACGGGAGCCCUGUUCUUCGGGCUGACAGGCGAUAUGAUCGGGCGGCGCCUCGCGUUCAACUCAUCCCUGUUCAUCUGCUCGACCUUCGCCAUCCUCGCGGGCGCUUCCCCGAACUGGAUCGUCCUCGGCCUCUUCGUCUCGCUCUCCUGUUUCGGCGGCGGCGGCAACGUCGUCCUCGACGCCACCGUGUUCCUUGAAUUCCUCCCCAGCAACUACCAAUGGCUCUUGACCGUGAUGGCGUGCUGGUGGGGGCUGGGCCCCGUCGUCGCCGCUUCGUUUGCAUGGCCGUUGCUCUCCCUGCCACAGUUCAUCUGCAAGGCCGGAGAAGUCUGCACGCGCUCGAAAAACAUGGGCUGGCGCUACGUCUGGUUCGGGAACGGCGCGCUUGUCAUGGUCCUGAGUAUUGUCCGGAUCACACUCGUCCACCUCCCCGAGACGCCCAAGUUCCUGAUCUCGCAAGGUCGCGACGAAGAAGCCGCGGCGGCGUUGCGGAAGGUCGCUCAGCGCUACAAUCGCCCGUGCAGCCUCACGGGCGAGCAGCUCCAGGCGUGUGGGAAAAUCAAAUCCCGCACGGGCGAGUCGCCUCGAGGCUUCGCCGCCGUAGGCACUCACUUGAAAGGCCUAUUCCAGACGAGACAGUUGGCCCUCUCGACCUGUCUGAUCUGGCUGUCCUGGCUCCUGAUUGGCCUUGCCUAUCCUUUAUUCUACGCCUUCCUCCCCGAAUACCUCGCCUCGCGCGGCGCACGAACCGGCGAAGGGUCGCCCUACUACAUCUGGCGCAACUACCUGAUCACCAACACCUGCGGCAUCUUCGGCCCUAUAUUCGCAGGGUACCUGUGUAACGUCAAACUAUUGGGCAGACGCUACACUUUGGUAAUUUCGGCUCUUCUCACCAUGAGCCUUUUCUUCGCGUACACCAAGGUCCGCACGCCCGCGGAAAAUCUCGGCUUGACGUGUGCAAUCUAUUUCUGCUUCAAGAUGUAUUAUGGGACUAUUUACGCAUACACUCCAGAGGUCCUCCCAUCCGCGCACCGCACAACCGGCUACGGUAUCGCUAUCGGCUGCAACCGGGUCAUGGGGCUCGUGUCGAUCAUCGUCGCUACAUACGCCAACACGGCGACCGAGGUGCCCAUAUACCUAUGUGCGUCGCUGUAUAUUGCCAUGGCUAUCUGUGCGCUCCUCAUGCCGUUCGAACCGUAUGGGAAGAAGGCCAUGUAA
This is a messenger RNA of Exophiala aquamarina CBS 119918, 1608 nucleotides long. RefSeq lists its product as uncharacterized. Gene Ontology annotation, cellular component: membrane. The record is from RefSeq and is a predicted model, not a curated record. NCBI's taxonomy places the organism in Eukaryota, Fungi, Ascomycota, Eurotiomycetes, Chaetothyriales, Herpotrichiellaceae. Gene Ontology annotation, biological process: transmembrane transport. Bases 1 to 1608 code for a protein of 535 amino acids. The transcript has 7 exons. Gene Ontology annotation, molecular function: transmembrane transporter activity.